Messenger RNA from Nymphaea colorata (pocket water lily), 422 nucleotides. Its product is annotated as D-ribulose kinase-like. Gene Ontology annotation, cellular component: cytosol. NCBI's taxonomy places the organism in Eukaryota, Viridiplantae, Streptophyta, Magnoliopsida, Nymphaeales, Nymphaeaceae. The transcript is spliced from 2 exons. Bases 60 to 407 code for a protein of 115 amino acids. The record is from RefSeq and is a predicted model, not a curated record. Gene Ontology annotation, molecular function: D-xylulokinase activity. Gene Ontology annotation, biological process: xylulose metabolic process.
GCUGCUCUUCAAGGCAAAGAAAUUUGUGCAACUUCAUAACCAGGAAAAGCACAGGGAUAAUGUUGUGUAAAGCUGAAAAGGAAGCUGGUAUUCAAGACACUGGACAGCUUUUUCUUGGAAUGGAUUUUGGUACAUCUGGUGCUCGGUUUGCUCUCAUUGACAAGCAUGGAAAACUUUAUGCUGAGGGAAAAAGAGAAUAUUCAAAUCCAUCAUCACAGGUCCAUAGCGAAAUAGAUUGGGCAACUUCCUGGAAGAAUGUACUUUUCAAAAUUCUUGAAGAUAUACCACAGACCCUUUGUUCCCGUGUUUCUUCCAUAUCAGUUGAUGGGACAUCUGCAACCACAAUGAUGAUUGACAGGUCGGAUUUCAAGUUCUAUCAGUACCCUAAUUAUUCUUUUCAUAUUUAAGUUGGACUGAUGAAU